GUCCAAACUUUGUCUGGUUUGGAGACCCUGGCGACGACUUGUUCAAUCCGUUUUUCCUUCGUCCCCAAGGCACUUCUUCUUCUUGUUCAUUGUAUUAAUCUCUCGGAUCAGCUAUACAAGAGUAGUGAGACCUGAAUCUCAGACUGAGCUUUCCUCGUAGGAUGAGGCUCGAAGGAACUAGGAUUUCAGUGUCGACUUCACCUCCUUCUUCGUCUUCUUCUCUCUCUCGCUGUUGCAAGUAACCUCCAGUAGACAAAAUGACGAUUCCCGCGAAUCAGGAGGAUAGCUCUCAUUAUGUGGGCCCAGGGCCUUCCCACGGAAUUGAGGAGUAUUUUGACGAACAUCAAUAUCUUGAUUGUGAUGCUCUUGCACAGGUUCUUCAGGAUCAGGAAUGUGUUUAUCGUUCAUUUGCAACAAACUAUGGAAACCAUAAUCCUAGUGCUUCUUCUACUGCCAAUUCUCAUGGUAAUCGUGGCAUGGAUGGAAAUGAAAGAAGGAUUUUGCCUAAAGGAGAUAGUUUUGAUGCCAAAAAUGUUGAGUUGCAGUUAGCAAUUGAUGAAUCACUAGCUAUUGCUUUGCAAGAAGCAGAGUGUCAAGCUCUUCGAAAUUCCUCCAUUGAUGCUGCUAGAUCUGAAACUAGCAGAAUUGCUUCAGCUAGUGACAGGCGAAGGAACUCUACAGCCAGCACUUCAAUAAGCAGUCAAGAACAGAACUCUAUUGCUAACACUUCUCAGGCCAAUCAAGAUGAUAUUGACCCUGAUAGUAUGACCUAUGAGGAAUUACUAUUCGUAGGAGAAGCCAUCGGCACAGGUUCCCAUGGUCUGUCUAAGAAAGUAAUUUCAUACUUGCCAACUUCAAAGUACAAGGCAGGGGGGCUGUUCUCCAGAAACAACAAACGUGAAGAAUGUGUAAUAUGUUGUGUUGAAUAUAAACGAGGAGACAGGUUGAUUACUCUGCCUUGCCAACAUCUAUACCAUGCAGACUGUGCUACACGUUGGCUACAAAUCAGAAAGGUAUGCCCAUUGUGCUAUGCGGAGGUAUUCGGUUCAUGACACUAAAGGAUCUUCAUCUUCUGCUCUAUUAUGACAAUGUUCAUGUUGUCUUUGUAAUUUCUGUGAAUCAAGUAUUUUAGACAAUUCUCGUGAAAGUAUGUGAAGCUUGCUUCAUCUCUGAUCCUUGGUCAAGCUCGAUGACUUGGUAUACGAGGUAGUAGCACCACGUUGGAUGUUAGGGAAAUCUAAUAAGCAUUGAUACUCUGGGUACGUGUGUAUGUGUUUGUGUGUGUGCAUGCGUGCCAAUCUAUUUUCAUUUGCCUGCAUUUUGGAUCAUAAGGAGCAACCAACAUCUUCUAAGCCCCUGAUCUUCCUGCAACUGUCGUCUAUUUACAUCUCUUGUCAUGAAUAUCCAAAUAAGAAAAUUUGAGUGGCGAACAGCUGCAUCCAAAUGUCCAAACAUUAGACUUGUACAAUUGCAUCCAUAUAUGCCUGUGGUCUCCAAUCUGCGUGGGAUCAAGAAAACAUUAGUCAUAUGUUCGGUUUAAAUUUACAUGCCCUGCUGCUGGUGAGCCAUCCACGCCUUUUGAGAAUACUACGAUGGCCAUGAACCUUACCUUCAAAAAGAAACUUAAUCGUUUGGAUCGUGGUCAAUUAGUAUUUUUCAUAGAUAACUUCCAGGCAUUAUGAUUGGACAGAACACAACCAUUUUGGACCAUUUUUUAAGAGCCCCUAUCUUCAUGAAUUCCGGACCAUCAAUGAUGUCCCGAUCUGUGAAAAUUAGAAUCUCAUGUCGUAUUGAUGGUAACUAAAUUUGUAAAAUAGUAACUACAUCACUCUACACGCAUCCGUGCAGUGUGGUCUUACCAUAUUCUACAUUACUCUACAUUCACGAGAACAAUGACAUGUGAAUUGGAAUUUGCAGUCUAAGCUGUUCUUCUAGUCUAUAUUU
Molecule: messenger RNA, 1944 nt
Organism: Nymphaea colorata (pocket water lily)
Lineage: Eukaryota; Viridiplantae; Streptophyta; Magnoliopsida; Nymphaeales; Nymphaeaceae
Product: E3 ubiquitin-protein ligase BIG BROTHER-like
Exons: 8
Coding region: 258-1052 (264 amino acids)
Biological process (GO): protein ubiquitination; negative regulation of organ growth
Molecular function (GO): ubiquitin conjugating enzyme binding; ubiquitin-protein transferase activity
Source: RefSeq, a predicted model, not a curated record